Molecule: messenger RNA, 300 nt
Organism: Chaetomium fimeti
Lineage: Eukaryota; Fungi; Ascomycota; Sordariomycetes; Sordariales; Chaetomiaceae
Exons: 1
Coding region: 1-300 (99 amino acids)
Source: RefSeq, a predicted model, not a curated record
AUGACCUUCCGCACCCUCUCCCUCUCUAUAACAUGCCUCGCCUGGACAGGCCUCGCGGCCUGCACAAGACCCAAGAUCGACUGGGUUCCAUGCCCCGCCGACGAGUUCGACACGAAGCUUGAAGUGCACUGCGGAAACUUGACGGUCCCGCUGGACUACACCGGCACCGCCGAGUCCGCCAAGGGCAGCACAAUCGACCUGCAGCUCGUCAAGGUUUUGGCCCCUACCCAGCCGUCGCGCGGCAGCAUCCAGAUGAACUUUGGAGGGCCGGGCUCGCCGGCGCGGCGGGGGACCGUUUAG